Soboliphyme baturini is the source of this 867-nucleotide messenger RNA. Lineage: Eukaryota; Metazoa; Nematoda; Enoplea; Dioctophymatida; Soboliphymatidae. The record is from the annotation of a GenBank genome assembly.
GCUAUUGUGUACGAAGGCCAGGACAAAAACCCAGAAAUGUGCAGGGUACUUUUGACCCAUGAAGUAAUGUGCAGCCGGUGCUGUGAAAAGAAGAGUUGUGGCAACAGGAACGAAACCCCGUCUGAUCCGUUCAUUAUUGACAGGUUUUUCUUGAAAUGCUUCCUCAAGUGCAACCAGAACUGUCUAAAGAAUGCCGGAAACCCAAGGGACAUGCGCCGGUUUCAGGUUGUGAUAUCGACAACGGCCAGAGUCGAUGGAGCCAUGCUGGCCGUGUCUGACAACAUCGAAGGAUGGACAACCGGGGGAACAACGGCAAUAAUCAUCGGUGAUAAUUUUUUCGACGGCUUGCAGGUCGUUUUUGGAUCGAUGAUCGUUUGGAGUGAGCUUUUGACUCCUCAUGCGAUUCGUGUCACGACUCCACCAAGACACACGCCAGGGGUGGUCGAAAUAACGCUGACAUACAAGGCGAAGCAGUUCUGCAGAGGUUCGCCUGGUCGAUUCGUCUACGCGUCCCUCAACGAGCCAACGAUCGAUUACGGCUUCCAGCGUUUGCAAAAGUUGAUCCCUCGGCACCCCGGCGAUCCGGAUCGUUUGCCAAAGGAAAUGAUUCUCAAGCGAGCGGCCGACUUGGCCGAAGCACUGUACAGUAUGCCCAGAGGGCAGCAGCUUGCUUUACCUCCGCCACGAAGUCCGACUCAUCACCUAAACUACACAGCUCCUCACUACUCAACCUAUCCAGGGCAGUUCGAUGGGACGGCUCUGACCGGCAUGAGCAGCAUCACGCCAUUCGCCAGCAUGAACCCGUUCGCCCUGCCGUCGACGUGCACAUCGAACGCGUACACGAAUAUCAUGACGUCACCAAAAUGA